AUGGGAGUUGAGAUAUCUUCUCCAGAUUUCCAAGUAGGGAUUCAGUUAGGAGAGACUUUCAUGUCUCAUCAUGAUGAACUUACUGAAGAACCUAGAAAAAUGAUGAAGACAUCUGUUACUCCAUUUGUUCUCACAUUCAAUAACCUAACCUACAGUCUUAACACAAGUAAGGAACUGUCAUUUUCUAGUAUCUUUUGCCGGAAACAAACCGAAUUACCAAGUACGUCAUCCUCAAAGAAAAAGAUGUUGCUGCAUGAUAUCUCAGGUGAAGCUAGAGAAGGUGAGAUUUUAGCUAUUCUUGGUCCUAGUGGUUCGGGUAAAUCAACCUUGAUCGACGCACUGGCGAAUAGGAUAUCUAAGGAAAGCUUGAAAGGAUCGGUCACAAUGAAUGGAGAAACUCUAGAAUCAGGUGUCCUUAAAACGAUAUCUGCUUAUGUGAUGCAAGAUGAUUUGUUGUACCCGAUGUUAACAGUUGAAGAAACACUCAUGUUCUCGGCUGAGUUUAGAUUGCCUCGUACUCUCUCGAAAUCCAAGAAGCUGGCAAGAGUUCAAGAUGUGAUCGAUGAGCUAGGAUUGCAUGAUGCAGCAAAGACCAUCAUAGGAGAUGAAGGUGAAAGAGGUAUCUCUGGAGGUGAGCGUCGCCGUGUUUCAAUUGGAGUUGAUAUAAUUCACGAUCCAAUUUUAUUUUUUCUCGACGAGCCAACAUCAGGACUUGAUUCAUCAUGUGCUUUCAUGGUGGUGAAAGUCCUGCAACGAAUUGCUCGUACGGGGAGGAUAGUCAUUAUGUCUGUUCACCAACCUAGUUCAAGAGUUGUUGGCUUACUCGAUCAACUGAUAUUCCUCUCACAUGGAGAAACAGUCUACUACGGUUCAUCCACAAAUCUCUCACUUUUCUUGUCGGAUUUCGGUCAUCCCAUCCCAGAAAAUGAUGAAAAGACGGAAUUCAUGCUUGAUUUAUAUCGCGAACUUGAGGGUGUACCCGGUGGGAGAACAAGUAUCGUCAAUUUCAACACAACCUGGAAGAAACUGCAAAGUCACAAUUACCAUCCAGAGAGUUUCAAUGAGUUGAGUUUAGCAUUUGAAGAAGCUGCAAGUGCUCGUAUAUCAAGGAGGAAACUCAUUUACAGUGAUGCCGAUGACACAGGUCCAGCGUUGGCCGACUCGAAGUUUGUGAAUCCAUUUUGGGUUGAAAUCUUUGUGCUGGUGAAACGAUCAUUAUCAAACUCAAAGCGGAAACCUGAACUAAUUCUACAUCAAAUUGGUGCUGUGGCGGUUGUAUCUUCUGUUCUAGCUAGUUUGUUUUGGAACCUUGACAAAACAGAAGUAGGUGUUCAAGAACGAGUAGGGUUCUUCGCGUUUAUGGUCACAACCAUCUUCUUUGGUAGCAUAGAGGUGCUCGCAGUUUUCGUCCAAGACAGGUACAUCUUUAUGAGGGAAACAGCAUAUAAUGCAUACCGUCGUUCAUCGUAUAAUAUAUAUCGCUCCAUUUUAGUUAUACCCAGACUACUCAUUUUAGCCAUUUUAUUCGCAUCAAUAACAUUGUGGUCUGUUGGUCUAAAUGGUGGAUUUCCUGGUUUCUUGUUCUAUUUCUUGUCAAUAUUCGUAUCACUGUGGGCAGGAGACUCGUUCGUUAGUUUGAUAUCAGGUUUGGUUUCUCAAGUUAUCUUGGGUUACAUUGUAGUUGUGCCUUUAAUUGGUGUAUUUCUUUUAUUCAGUGGUUUCUUUAUCCAUAGAGAUAGAAUUCCAACAUACUGGAUUUGGUUCCAUUACAUUUCUGUGGUCAAGUAUCCAUUCCAAGCCAUGUUAUUGAGCGAAUUCGACAACGCAAACUUGUGUCUGGUUGAAGGGGUUAUACAGCAGAAUAAGUCUUGCUUACUCGUGGGUAAGGCAGAACAAUUUGUAAACCCGGUUACUCAAACGAGUAGCGCCUUGGGAAGUUGGAACUUACCAACUAGGCGCAGGAAGCAAAAAUUUUCCGAUUCGUCACAAGGACAAUAUGCAUUUGUUUUUGUGUGCUUACACUUUCUGGGCACUAGUUUAGGAAAAAAAAAAUGCUUUGUGCACUUGUUAUAG
Messenger RNA from Papaver somniferum (opium poppy), 2073 nucleotides. Its product is annotated as ABC transporter G family member 1-like. The record is from RefSeq and is a predicted model, not a curated record. Gene Ontology annotation, molecular function: ATP binding; ABC-type transporter activity; ATP hydrolysis activity. NCBI's taxonomy places the organism in Eukaryota, Viridiplantae, Streptophyta, Magnoliopsida, Ranunculales, Papaveraceae. The transcript has a single exon. Bases 1 to 2073 code for a protein of 690 amino acids. Gene Ontology annotation, cellular component: membrane.